Messenger RNA from Paramecium sonneborni, 1824 nucleotides. The record is from the annotation of a GenBank genome assembly. NCBI's taxonomy places the organism in Eukaryota, Ciliophora, Oligohymenophorea, Peniculida, Parameciidae.
AUGGCGAAUAGUGAGUAAAGUCAAAAAGUGCAAAAUUACAUCUUAGGUAUGAGAUUAAUGAUUUAAGAGAUAGGACUCUUGGGAGAGGAACAUUUGGUAAAGUUAGAUUAGGUUAUCAUACUAUUUGUAAAGAAUAUGUAAAUGAUUCCUUUAUUUAAGGUUGCUGUUAAAAUACUAUAGAAAAAUAAGAUUGAAAAUAAUGCAGAUCUUGACAGAGUUUAGAGAGAGAUUUCCAUCUUAAGAAAAGUUAAUCAUGAAAAUAUAAUUAAAUUAUAUGAGGUAUAAGCAAUCUCUUGCUACCUUAGAUUCUGGAAUCAGAUUAGAACCUCUAUUUGGUUAUGGAAUAUGCCAAAGGAGGAGAACUUUUUGAUUACAUUGUAAAAAAACAUCAGUUAAAAAUACUAUUAAUAUUUUUAGAUUAUCAGAACUAAUAGCUGCACGUCUAUUUAUACAAUUAAUAAAUGCUGUUGAAUAUCUUCAUUCACUUAACAUUUCUCAUCGUGACUUAAAACCUGAAAAUCUAUUACUUGAUGAGUAAAGAAAUCUAAAAGUUGCAGAUUUUGGACUAAGUAAUCUUUACAAAACUAAUGAAUCUCUUAAAACUGCUUGUGGGUCUCCUUGUUAUGCUGCACCUGAAAUGUUAUGUAAUUUAUAUAUAAUAUUCUAGAUGGAAAACCUUACUUUGGAGAUAAAAGUGAUAUUUGGAGUUGUGGAAUUAUUCUCUAUGUUAUGUUAAGUGGUUAUUUACCUUUUGAACAUGAAAACACUAAACUACUUUAUGAAAUGAUUAAAUAUCAAGAUUAUGAACAACCUAAGAAUAUUUCAUCUAUUGCUAAAGAUUUAUUAAGAAAACUUUUAACUAAAGAUCCAUAACUUAGAAUUGGAUUUGAUGAAAUCAAAUAACAUUAAUUCUAUAAAUUAGUUAUUAUUUAACCAGAAUAAAUUAUUACUAAUAAAGAUACAAUUGUUUUCAAAAUGCUUCUAGAAUUAGGAUAUGAUAUAAACACUAUUUAUGAUCAAGUUAAAGAUAACAAACAUAAUUCUAAUACUACCUUAUUUUGGCUAUUUAGAAAAAAAGUAUGCAAUCAAAACUUUAUUAAUUAAGUUUUAGGAUAAUAAAAAUGUAAUAUGCAAUAAUAAGUUUAAGUCUUAAAAAAACAAAAUCUAAAUCUCAAAAAUUAAUUAUAAUAAUCAAUCAUUUCUAAUUAAAUUAAUUAAAGCUAAAAUCAUACUGCUAGAUCAAAUAGCAAGGGUAAAUUAAAUUAAUCAAUACAAUAAAGAUGUCAAAUCAACAAUUAUAAAAUUAAUCUAGAUGAUUUAAAUAAAUAUACUGAUAGACCAACAGGAAUUUAAAUAAAUUUUAACAAAAUUCGAAACUACCCGACCAAAGUUUAAGAUUCUCUUAAAGAUUCAAUUAGACAAAAAGCUUAAUCAGUUUAAGAUAGAAAUUAUAAUUAAUUCACUCCUGAUUUUUAUGACUUAUUAAUCAAAUAAUAAAAAAUCAAUAAUAACCCAUCUAUUUAAAGAAGAAAGAGUGCAACUGAAUAAAUCGAAAGAUUUAAUUUUGCACCCAAUCAAUAAGAUAAAAUUAAAACUUAAAUUUAAAGAGGUAGAAAUAGAACUAUUUCUCAAAAUAGAAAGAAUAAUUUAACACAAAGAUAUUCAAAGAAUUAUACUCCAUUUCUUAAUCAUUAAAAUACUCCAGAAUUUAAACUCAAUAUCAAACCUAAAAAUUAACUUAAUAAAACAAUAAAUUAAAGCUACUAAGAUUAAGGAAAUACGAUAAUUCCAGAAUAUUCAAUUUUUACUAAACAAUUUUUAUGA